UGUAGUAGCGUUAUCAAAAAAGGUCGAAUACGAAAACUUCAUUGGCUUAAAGCCAAACACAUUCUAAUGUUUUUUUCACUCUCAGAAAUGGGUAUAUUUAGUAAAACCAUAUAUUUAAAACUCAAUUUAAUUAUCACCAUUCGUCUGAUAAUAUAGUUUUCUAUUGUUUAUUUCAUCAGAUAAUCGGAACAGCGAAAGUUUGUUACGCCAGUGAGAAGUCAGUAGUGGAUCCGAUAAAAAAACAAAUGUCACUGAAAACAAUAAAUCUCACAUUUGGUCGUCACAUAUCAGUAGAUGAAGUACUACACUACACACCGCAUCCAGCAGACCCGCAAAAAAAAACUCUACUCAAACAAGAGGCCACAAUUAAUGUCCAAGGAGUUCCGUUAUCAUAUUACAUGGAAGAUAUUGUCGCAAAUCAUAUUUGUGCUAAUGCAAAUAAAGGUCGUCAAGGACUAGAAUGGGUCAUUUCGAAAAUAAAUUGCGAGGUGAAAGGAAUUGCAGAUGCAGUAAGCAAAAGUACCGAUGAUAUUAUCCACCUAGAGUAUUUUAAACGAAAUGAAGAAUUGAAGAAUUAGUAUUUAUUAAUAUAUUUGUUUUGCCCUCCAGCACAUUUGGAAAGAGAAUAAAGAUAUAUAAAUAUUGUAUUGUGAA
Contarinia nasturtii (swede midge) is the source of this 654-nucleotide messenger RNA. RefSeq names its product protein slowmo (gene slmo). Gene Ontology annotation, molecular function: phosphatidic acid transfer activity. Lineage: Eukaryota; Metazoa; Arthropoda; Insecta; Diptera; Cecidomyiidae. Gene Ontology annotation, biological process: phospholipid transport. Bases 246 to 578 code for a protein of 110 amino acids. Gene Ontology annotation, cellular component: mitochondrial intermembrane space. The record is from RefSeq and is a predicted model, not a curated record. The transcript is spliced from 2 exons.